AGGCUCCAGCAAGCCUUCCACCUGCUAGCAUUCGCUUUCACACUUGCUGUGGGACCACCAGCCUCGUCUCCUUCCAAAUGGACCCCAACUGCUCCUGCGCCACUGGUGGCUCCUGUGGCUGCUCUGACUCCUGCAAGUUCAAAGACUGUAGAAGCACAUCCUGCAAAAAGAGCUGCUGCUCCUGUUGCCCUGGGGGCUGUGCCAAAUGUGCCCAGGGCUGCAUCUACAAAGGGGCAUCGGACAAGUGCAGCUGCUGCGCCUGAUGGGAAAGCCGAUGUGAAUAGACUGGCCUGUCCAAAGCCGAAAAUUCUCUCUCAAACGACCCUCACGUCUUUGCUACCUCCUUUUAAUUUCUACAAAAUAUA
Molecule: messenger RNA, 365 nt
Organism: Echinops telfairi (small Madagascar hedgehog)
Lineage: Eukaryota; Metazoa; Chordata; Mammalia; Afrosoricida; Tenrecidae
Product: metallothionein-1A-like
Exons: 1
Coding region: 78-263 (61 amino acids)
Molecular function (GO): metal ion binding
Source: RefSeq, a predicted model, not a curated record